Messenger RNA from Daphnia carinata, 922 nucleotides. RefSeq names its product ras-like GTP-binding protein RhoL. NCBI's taxonomy places the organism in Eukaryota, Metazoa, Arthropoda, Branchiopoda, Diplostraca, Daphniidae. Bases 259 to 822 code for a protein of 187 amino acids. Gene Ontology annotation, molecular function: GTP binding; GTPase activity. The transcript has 5 exons. Gene Ontology annotation, biological process: small GTPase-mediated signal transduction. The record is from RefSeq and is a predicted model, not a curated record.
GAAGAGUGACAUGAUUUGUAGCAGGAAAACCACAAAUUGGUAUCAAGAUCAUUUCCUCACUAACUCAGCUGUUGUUUUAUCUACCAACAGCGGAUAUUUCUAGUCAAAUUGGGCGUGGUCAAUUGACGAAUUCACGAUUCUUAGCUUUGUUGAACAAUCGAGUUGUGAGACUUUUACUUGUUCUCUCAAGAAACCAACGAAUUUUAAAACGCUUUUUCGCGGAAUCUUGCCACAAGUAAAGUGUUUAGGUCCUACGAAAUGAAUCGAGCACGACCGAUAAAGAUUACUGUCGUCGGUGACGGUAUGGUGGGGAAAACGUGCAUUCUCAUUGUGUAUACGAAGAAAGAAUUUCCUGAGAUACACGUUCCGACCGUGUUUGACAACUAUUCUGGCACGGUCGAAGUUGAUGGAUAUCCUUAUAGCAUUACAUUGUGGGACACAGCCGGUCAGGAAGAAUAUAAAAAUCUUCGCAUCUUGUCCUAUCCCAAUACGGACGUUUUCUUACUUUGCUACGCAGUUAGCCAUCGGUCUUCUUUUGAAAAUAUUGUACAAAAGUGGAUCCCUGAACUGAAGCACUAUUGUCCUCACACGUCCAUCAUCCUUGUCGGAACGAAAGCAGACAUACGGAGCGACUAUGGAUCGACCAAUAGACAAUGCGUAACUACGCUUGAGGGCAGAGAAUUGAGCAAGAAGUUCCAGAUCAAUGGUUUUUACGAAUGCUCGGCAAAAACAGGGGAAAAUAUAGUACAAAUUUUCGAAGAGGCCAUUCGGGUCGCUAUAAAUAAACCAAAACCAAAGCCGUCCAGGUGCGACCUUCUUUAAAUCAUUAAACUUAAGUCUUCAACUACAUACGGAGAAAAUCCUUAUACCCGGAGCGGAAUAAACGGAAAUAGAAAAGGAAAAAAAAAAGAAACGAAAAGGA